AGAUGAGAUGAGAUGUGGGAUUACCGCGCUGUGUUCUCAGCCAUGUCUGAACUUUGGUUCUGGCUUCUCUUCCGAGAUGACGCCGCUGAUUUCGGCCGGACGGACUCGGGAGCCGCGCUGGCUUGAAUGAGAUCUCCCCCCCCCCCUCUCCUCUUCCUCCUCCGCCUCCUCCUCCUCCCGGAUCAGACGCCACUCUUAACGUGCGCCUGCUGUAUGGAGCCUAACGCGGAGGAGACUUGACUUGUUUUUUUUUUUUAUUUAUUUAUUUUAUUUUCCUUUUUUUUCACCCCCAUUUUUGAUUUCAUCCGCUUUUGCAUCGAGUGAAGGACGGGUGAAAUCAUAGGAGAACGAGAAAAGACAAAUAAAUGUUUUCCACUGAGCUUGGAGAGAGGGGACCGUGAUUUUCGGGAUGCCUUGGCGUUCGGAGGCAUCAGCACGAUGACACCUCACACUGGCACCACACUCGAGUGAGCCGGGACAUCCUCUCCCAGGACAAAAUGCAUAUCUGGAUCCUAAAAAUAAUCCUUCUGAUUGCAUCAUCUCCGAGAUUGGUCGAGAUGUAUGACAAUUAUGGGGAGAUCUGCCGGAGCUUGUGCACGUGCGACGAGAAGGAGGGGAUCCUGACGGUGAGCUGCGAGGACCGGGGGAUUGUCAGACUGACAGAGAUCAGCCCGGUUCAGUUCCCGAUGUACCACCUCCUGCUGACAGGGAACCUUCUGAAGAAGCUGUCAGUCAACGAUUUCAUCAAUUACACCGGGGUGACCAUCCUGCACUUGGGGAACAAUGAUAUCUCCGAGAUUGAGUCAGGUGCCUUUAACGGACUCCAGGGAUUAAAAAGGUUGCACCUGAAUAAUAACAAGAUUGACCUUCUGAGGGACGACACUUUUACAGGGCUGGAAUCUUUGGAAUACCUACAAAUUGAUUAUAAUUACAUCACAACUAUAGAGCCCAAUGCCUUGAGCAGACUACACCAACUAACAGUGAUGAUUUUGAAUGAUAACUUGCUCUCUGCCCUUCCCCCGAAUAUAUUCCGGAAUGUCCCCCUUACGCACUUGGACCUUAGGGGGAACCGGUUAAAAAUGUUCCCCUACAUUGGCCUCCUGGAGCACAUGGACAAAGUUGUGGAAUUACAACUGGAGGAAAAUCCGUGGAACUGCUCCUGUGAGCUCAUUGCUCUCAAGGCUUGGCUGGAAAGCAUAGCCUACACGGCUCUGGUUGGGGAGGUAGUGUGCGAGACGCCUUUCAGGCUGCAUGGCAGAGACCUGGAUGAGGUGUCCAAGCAGGAGCUGUGCCCGCGGAGACCCAUAGAGGACACAGUCAGGCCUGCACCACCCAGCAGCACCAAUGGAUAUUAUCAGACCACACCUGCUGCUGUCACAGCCUCUCCCACCUCUUCACCUAUUCUUAGGUACUCCAGCAGACCUACCAAGGGCCCAAGAAUUAGGGUAAAGCCCACCUCUCGGUUACCGGGCGGUAACCCGUAUAACUAUGGCCCCAUCAUUGCUUUUCAGACCAAAUCUCCUGUGCCUUUGGACUGCCCCACUGCCUGCACAUGUAAUCUGCAGAUUUCUGAAAUUGGGUUAAAUGUCAACUGCCAAGAGAGAAAGAUUGUAAGCAUUUCUGAUCUUAAACCCAAGCCAUACAACCCUAAAAAAAUGUAUCUCACUGGAAAUUACAUCGCUGUGGUGCGAAGAUCUGAUUUUGUCGAUGCCACUGGAUUGGAUUUGCUUCACCUGGGAAACAACAAGAUAAGUGUGAUCCAUGACAGGGCUUUUGGGGAUUUAACAAACCUGCGUCGGCUGUAUUUAAAUGGUAAUCUCAUGGACAGGCUUACAGGAGAGAUGUUUUUUGGCUUGCAGAACUUGCAGUUCCUUUAUUUAGAGUAUAACGAAAUCAAGGAGGUGGAGGCUGGCACUUUUCGCUACCUGCCUAAUCUCCAGCUGCUUUUUCUCAACAACAACCACCUUAAAACUUUACCCAUGGGCAUCUUUUCCAGCCUUUCCCUGUCUCGUCUUAAUCUGCGUAGCAACAAAUUCCAAAACCUCCCUGUAAGCGGUGUUUUAGAUCAGCUCAAGUUGCUUGUGCAGAUUGAUCUGUUUGAUAACCUCUGGGACUGUUCUUGCGACAUAGUGGGGAUGAAGAUAUGGCUUGAGCAGCUCAGUGCAGGCACGGUGGUUAAUGAGGUCCUGUGCAAGACGCCCAAACGCCACACUGGGAUCGAUCUGCGUUCAAUCCAGUCUGAGCAGCUGUGCCCGGACUACACCGUCGCUUACAUCUCACCAACUCCCCCCACCGAGGAGCCCAUGGACGACCAUGUUGUCACAACUGAUGCCCCCCAGAAGUUCAACACCCCCAGGAGCACUGUUCCCCUCUCCGUCCUCAUCCUCAGCCUCUUGCUCGUUUUCAUCAUGUCUGUCUUUGUGGCGGCGGGACUCUUCGUUGUGGUGAUGAAAAGGCGCAAAAAGUCUCAAAGCGACCGCACUAGCACCAACAACUCUGACGUGAGCUCUUUUAACCUGCAAUACAGCCUCUACAGCAAUCGCUCUGGCCCUAAAGUCAAAGCCCCUGCCGGUCACGUUUACGAGUAUAUUCCCCACCCUAUGGGCCACAUGUGCAAGAAUCCCAUUUACAGGUCGCGGGAAGGAAAUACGGUGGAGGAUUACCGAGACCUGCACGAGCUCAAGGUGACAUACAGGAGUACCCAGGAUGAGGAAAGGGAUAGUAGCACAUUGAGGAGUCCUGCAUACAGCGUCAGCACCAUCGAGCCUCGCGACAACCCCUCCCCCGUCCAGGAUGCAGACCACUUUUUCCGGGGCAUUCUGGAACCCGAUAAGCAAUCCCCGCACCAGUCCAUCCCAUCCAUCCCAGCAGCCAAUUUAGAGUACAAGUACACUGGGCCUGUGUCGUACACGUACAACCCGAAUUUCGAUGUCAGACGGCAGUUCUUGCACCCGGACAGGAUAAGAGAAACAGUGCUCUACGGCACAGCACCCAGUACUGUUUAUGUGGAGCCCAACAGGAACGAAUAUUUGGAGCUAAAAGCUAAACUGCAGUCUGAGCCGGAUUACCUCGAGGUCCUGGAGAAACAGACCACCUUUAGUCAGUUCUGAGCAACACAGUUGCUAAUGCUAAUGAGACACACUCUCUGUUGCUCCUUCCUGAAACAGUGGCUCAGUUUCAUAUAGGGUGCCUUGGCACAGAAACACAGAAGGGAGCGAGGUAGGACGGGGUGUGCCGAACAAUCAAUUCUUUCUGAAACACGACAGCACGAAAAACAGAUACAGCUUUCUGACACGUAGACGAACAAACUCCACUGAUGAUGCAAAUUUUAUUUUUUUAUGGUGAAGAUGGAAUAACACAAAAUGUAACUACUGGUAAAUCCUAUCCAACUUCAUUUUCAGGAAUAUAACCAUACAUAAAAAAAAGGUAUAUUGUGAAUCAGAAGAGAAAACAUGUUUAUAAAAUCCCUCCUGGACACAAAAAAGAGAAAAGAAACACUUGUACAGCAGAUGAUAAGAACUGUGUAGGACUAUUUUCUGCUGUAGUCUGUAAGUAAGUAUUUAUUGAUAUAAUCUGCCAUGUCUUUUAAAAAAAAAAAAAAUCUUUGAUUCUACAUCAGAUAUUACCUGUGUCAUCAUAUUCCAUGAUCCUCCGGAAAAAAAAGGCUUAUGUUUGUAGUUUCAUUUACUGUAGCUCUGCAUUGUAACAGUGGCUUUUUUUUUAUUUUUGAAAGUGGCACACCCCCCAGUUGUUCAAAAACAGACUGCGUCAUUUGAAGAUUUCAGAAAAACGAGAAAAAAAAUGUGUCUUUGUAUGCUUUCUGCACUUUUUGAAAUUGGAAGGCGGGUUUGCCUUCGUUGAGCUCUCAUAAAGAAGAUUAUUAUAUUAAAAAUGAAUAUGAGUAUUCAUUCUUAAUAUUUAGAAAUGAUAUGUUAUCAAACCUAAAUUCAUAAAUGAUAUUUGAAUUAUUCAUUAUGUUGUGAAAUAAUGAUAUUUUAAUCAAUGUAACACCUAUUUUUAUACAAGCAUUGGCAGAUUCUCUAUCCCUUACUAGUUUCUUUGUUUUGAUUGCUUUGCACUUAUUGCACUAUAUUGACCAAACUAUGUUAUUGUCAUCAAAUAAAAAAAAAAGGAUGUCAGGUUCACAUGUUGUGCUUUUGAGGAAAAAGUAAAGUGUUUGGUUGAUACGAAGAAGACCAUCUGAGUUGGGUUCAGUGUAACCUUUAAUGUGGUAAACCAGGCGACAUUAUAUCUUGGCUAAGAAGAGGCGACUGAUGAUACAGUGUGUGCUUUAGACGAAGGGGCAGCCAGUGCCUCAGACAGGACUAGAAUCGAUGGGGAUUCAAUCAAUGAGCAUUAAACCUUCGCAAUUAUACCAUGACAACUGCAUUUACAUUACUGCCUGCCAGCCGACAAGGAGGUCAUUUAUAUAAACAUGAAUGGAGCCGGCUUGGAGCUCCUGCAAAGCCAGUGGGUAUCAACUUUGACAGCGUUCAGGCUAAGGUACUUGGAUUUGUUGCUCAGUUAGCCCUCUUGGUCGAUUUCUGCACAUGUGCUUACUUUAGGUAGUUUUAAAGAAUUGCUAAGAUAGUCAUAAGAAAGCUCAAAUUUUAAAUAUAAUUAACUGAACUGUAGAUAUUUUAGUACGAUGUUUAUCUUAAACCCUUUUUCAGAUGAUUGUGGUUCUGAUCCCUGUUUGGGCCGGUUGAGUCUGGUCGGAUAUGACACAUUAUGACCACUGAUCAAAUCAAACACGACAGGUGACAUUCUGUUGGCGGAGGCUGACUUAUCAGAGUCAUACGUUCACAUUUCAUCCCUAGAAACAAACCCUUGAGUAGAGCUACAUAUUAUAUUGAAUGACAAUCAUCACGAAAGUGUCAGAGUAUGCAAUAUUUUAAUAAUAA
Messenger RNA from Fundulus heteroclitus (mummichog), 4904 nucleotides. RefSeq names its product SLIT and NTRK-like protein 5 (gene slitrk5). The record is from RefSeq and is a predicted model, not a curated record. Gene Ontology annotation, biological process: positive regulation of synapse assembly; regulation of presynapse assembly; axonogenesis. Bases 498 to 3110 code for a protein of 870 amino acids. Lineage: Eukaryota; Metazoa; Chordata; Actinopteri; Cyprinodontiformes; Fundulidae. Gene Ontology annotation, molecular function: protein binding. Gene Ontology annotation, cellular component: membrane. The transcript is spliced from 2 exons.